Messenger RNA from Anastrepha ludens (Mexican fruit fly), 1654 nucleotides. RefSeq names its product probable cytochrome P450 28d1. NCBI's taxonomy places the organism in Eukaryota, Metazoa, Arthropoda, Insecta, Diptera, Tephritidae. The coding region runs from base 53 to 1603 and encodes 516 amino acids. The transcript has 8 exons. Gene Ontology annotation, molecular function: monooxygenase activity; iron ion binding; oxidoreductase activity, acting on paired donors, with incorporation or reduction of molecular oxygen. The record is from RefSeq and is a predicted model, not a curated record.
AGCAUUGGCAGUCGCUCGAGAUUUUUAAUUGCUUGUGGAGGCUAUUCCGAGCAUGUUGUCAUUUACAGUAAUUGGCGUAUUUUGUUUAUUCGUUUCCGUUAUCUUUACUCUUGUGACAUUAUAUUUGCGUUGGCAUUUCGAUUACUGGCGUAAGCGCGGCGUGCAUGGCCCCCAACCAAACUUACUCACUGGAACAUUUCCCAAAUCAAGUGCUGGGCAGUGCAACUUACUCGAGGAACUACACGAAAUUUAUCUUCGUUAUAAAGCAACGCAAAAAUAUGUUGGCAUAUUCACUGCGCGCACACCAAAAUUGUUUAUCUGCGAUCCUCAAUUGGCCUUGCAGAUUUUGACGCAACAUUUUAAGCAUUUUCGUGAUAACGAAUCUUCGCAAUGGACUAAUGCGCAUGUGGAGCAAAUGCGGCUUUCCAGUCCUUUUGUCUCGAUAGGUGAGGAGUGGAAGGCUCGACGUUCAGAAUUGGUGCCAGCGCUAACUUUGAACAAGAUUCGCUCCUUUUAUUCCGUCAUGCGUGACAGUGCUCAGAAAACCAUCGAUUUCCUUGCGGCUGCCAGUACUCAAACUCAGGAUGUCAAAGAAGUAGCCAAUCGAUACACCGCUCAAUUCAUGUCCAACUUCAUUUGGGGCAUAGAAGCGAACGCCUUCGCUGUGCCAUCGAAAACGACUGCUCCCAGUGCAUCCCUUUCGCCUGUUCAUUGUAUGGCGAGAGAUAUUAUUUCACAAUCAUUGCAAUGUGUGCGUUACUAUGGACGCACUGCUGCCUGGCCAUGGCUGCGAAAAUUACAUCCCGUACGUUUCUUCCCAAUCGCCGCCGACCGCUUCUUUCAACAGCUACUUGUGGACGCUGUGAAGGCGCGCUCCAAACAAGCAACUGAAGGUGGUGGAGUGCGGCGGGGUGAUGUGAUCGAUCACUUGCAACAGCUCAGGGAUAAAAAAUCCUUAAACGGCAUACAAAUCGCUGGACAUACAACAACAAUUUUGAUUGAUGGCUAUGAGACGGCAGCGAUUCUGAUUGCGCAUUGCCUGCUGCUGCUUGCACGAAAUGCACGCGUUCAACAGAAGCUACGAGAGGAGCUACUCUCCAUUGAUGGCGCUGAUGACAGCUUUGAUGUUCUCAAUGAACUGCCUUAUUUGGAGCAGUGUUUACAAGAGACCCUUCGUCUGUUUCCGCCUCUAUCAACGCUGUUUAAACUCUGCACUAAAACUAUCACUUUGCAAAAUGCUGAUAAAUCUAUUGUAACUUUGCAUCCUGGCGAUGCAGUUUAUAUUUCUACCUACUCUUUCCACCGUGAUGCUGAUUACUUUGAAAAUCCCGAAACAUUCUGGCCGGAGCGCUUUGCUGAGGAGUUGGGUGGUGUGCGCAAGUAUAGAGAAAUGGGUGUUUUUAUGCCAUUCGGUGAUGGCCCACGGAUGUGUCCGGGUAUGAAACUUGGUUUGGCUGAGGCCAAAGUCGCCGUCUCUGAGUUGGUACGGAGUUUUCAAGUAACUCCUGCGUCAAAUAUGCGGACCGAUAACAAAAUCGCUGCUGAUUCAUUUCUUCUGACGCUCGAUGGCACCAUUGAACUUGAGUUCAAGCGGCUGAAUUGAAAUGCAAUUAUGCAUAAAUAUAUGUACAUCCGCACAUACAAGUAUGCAUGA